CUAACCGUUAUGCAGUCGUUCGUUUUGUUCGUCGUGGCUUUGUUAGCCGUCGCCAGGGCGGAAGCAGAGUACUGUCCAGCUCCCUUCGUCACAGUUGGCAAAGGGUGUUACUGGGUAUCGACCUCACCAGCCACAUGGGAGGAUGCGCGGAACGACUGCCUCUCCAGCCCGAUCGACCUCGAGACGGACCUGGCGAUGAUCACCGACUGCGAGGAGCACCACCACUUUUGGAAUUACGUCGCUUACACCCUUGGCCAGAAGGUGGACUACUGGCUGGGCGGUUACGACGUCCUUGAGGAGGGCAAAUGGCAGUGGCUGAACGGGCGUGACGUGCCCAUGGGCGUGCCCUUCUGGUACCCCGGCGAGCCGAGCGGCACCUUGGGCGAGGACUUCCUGGCAUUCACGAAGGAGGGCUUCUUCGCCGACCAAAAUGAGGACGCCCUCCUCCACUACGCCUGCCAAGUGGUGUAUCUCAAGAACGACUAGGCGGCGCGGGGGAUUUGCACCACGAAGGGAAAAGGAAAGAAAUGAAGGGGUCAAGAUGCACGAGAGAGAUACCUUAUAAUUCUCAUCUGUGAUUUGCAGGAUAUGUCAACAGCAGCGCCACAUGAAUGCAAGAUAUGUAUAAAAAUAAUAUAAUAUAUAUAUGAAUAAGAUA
This is a messenger RNA of Penaeus indicus, 658 nucleotides long. RefSeq names its product C-type lectin domain family 17, member A-like. Lineage: Eukaryota; Metazoa; Arthropoda; Malacostraca; Decapoda; Penaeidae. The record is from RefSeq and is a predicted model, not a curated record. Gene Ontology annotation, molecular function: signaling receptor activity. The transcript has 4 exons. Bases 10 to 486 code for a protein of 158 amino acids.